This is a messenger RNA of Xenopus laevis (African clawed frog), 951 nucleotides long. It is a transcript of the gene grp.S, whose product is annotated as gastrin releasing peptide S homeolog. The coding region runs from base 134 to 604 and encodes 156 amino acids. Gene Ontology annotation, biological process: neuropeptide signaling pathway. Gene Ontology annotation, cellular component: extracellular region; cytoplasmic vesicle. The record is from RefSeq and is a predicted model, not a curated record. Gene Ontology annotation, molecular function: neuropeptide hormone activity. The transcript is spliced from 3 exons. NCBI's taxonomy places the organism in Eukaryota, Metazoa, Chordata, Amphibia, Anura, Pipidae.
AUAAAUGCUGCUGAGAGGCAGGGAGCUCCAGGAAAGCAAAAGGAACUGCUAAGUUCUCUUUCAGCACCACGGACAGCUCCUCUCCUGCAGUAGCAGUAGCAGCAGCACAGGCAGUUCUCACUGCAGACACACAAUGAUGAAGAGAGCCCUCGUCUUCUGGAAGUAUCGCACCCUCUUCUCCCUCAUUCUCUGUACACUGGUUCUCUUCAAGGUCCACUUAACCCAUGCAGCCCCUACCUCCCAACAACAUACAGAGCAAUUGUCCCGCUCCAACAUCAAUACCAGAGGGAGCCACUGGGCUGUAGGCCAUCUAAUGGGGAAGAAAAGUAUAGAGGAAAACCCCUAUGUAUUUGAUGGAGGGGAGCGAGCCCCGGCUAAUGUCUAUACAGAGGGAGAGAAGCCGGUGGAGCUGUACCAGCAGUGGAGGGAGGCGCUUCUCAACUUGCUGCAGAUGUUAGAGAUCAGCGACAACAGAAACACCCAGGCAAUGAGAGAAGCCACACUGUACAAGAAACUCUGGGAUAUGGAAGAUAACAGCAAAGUCAAGGAGAUGUUGGAUUUUUUCUACCGGAUGAUGAAUUUAAAAGAAAACGCCUCGAGCUGAGCCGCGUGCCAUCGCUUGGGAAGGAAAGACAUAAAUUCUAUCUGGCGGAGGUUCCGUUCCACCGACACUCGAUCGCUCCGAUCACCGAGAUUUUAUUUAUGUCCCCAGUUCCGCUUUGGUGUAAACGAAAUUCUGUAGGUUCCCUCAUUCCGACCGCCCCCGACAUCCCAUUGUUUCCCAAGAGGCGACUGGUUGGAUCUGUCUCACUGUAAAUAUCGAGGAAGGGUCUUCCAAGUACAGGAUUCUAUUUUAGCACUUCUACUGGUUUCAUCUCUUUAGUUUGUAGGCACAGAAUAUUUUAACAUUCACAAUAAAAACUCAGAAAAAAAGUUCAAUGGAUUAUUAUU